Molecule: messenger RNA, 1698 nt
Organism: Aspergillus saccharolyticus JOP 1030-1
Lineage: Eukaryota; Fungi; Ascomycota; Eurotiomycetes; Eurotiales; Aspergillaceae
Product: NADPH oxidase family protein
Exons: 4
Coding region: 1-1698 (565 amino acids)
Biological process (GO): copper ion import; iron ion transport; intracellular iron ion homeostasis
Cellular component (GO): plasma membrane
Molecular function (GO): ferric-chelate reductase activity
Source: RefSeq, a predicted model, not a curated record
AUGAUCGCUGUGUAUCACUCACACGGAGAACGGCAAUUGCAAGACAAUAGCACCGAGGAUCCCCUUAUCAGGCUUCUUGUAACAUUGCCACGAGGGUGGACUCUAAAACCUGGUCAAACGGUAUACUUAUAUGUUCGGACAAACAAUCCAUGGUCAUUUCUGCAAGGGCACCCGUUUUCGGUCGUUUGGUGGAAUGAUGCGCGCAGAGAAAAUGGCCGAACAGAUGACGAAGACCUCGGCCAAGAUCUUUCUAUACUUGGAAAGGAUGGCAUAAGAAGGGAGGAACCAGUGACUGAAGUAGAGUCUAAUGUCGGGAACCCCUUUGCCUUCUGGUUGCUUGUCCAACCACGGUGGGGCUUCACAAAAGAUCUUGCCGCCUAUGGGACCUCGACAAAGCUACGAGCUGUGGUUGAUGGUCCAUAUGGUGGUGAUUUCAAUUUUAAGGAUUAUGGCCAUGUGAUCCUUUUCGCGCAAGGAAUUGGCAUCGCAGCGCAAAUACCAUACAUGCGGCAGUUCUUCUACGGAUCAUUAAACGGGAUACUUCCUGUUCGCCGUAUAUCGCUUAUAUGGGAGACGACCGAGAGGAAUCUCGUUACAGUUGAGCCUUGGAUGACACAUCUACUUACUCAAGAUCAUGAUGACUACAGUAGAACACUAAUGCUCAAUAUCAAGCUGCAUGUUCUGGAUAAACAGUCUGGCUUGCGAUAUGGGCGACGCGUCAGCAGCUUUGCAGGCCCUAUGAAUGUGAAGGAUAUUCUAUCCGAAGAAUUUCAAGCCCAGCGGGGAAAGACACUAAUCACCGGUCAUUUUUAUAUAAGUAAUGAAAUUUUCCAUAACGCACAGCUGCAGGACUCAGUCUUUUUUCAAACCUUAUUCCUCAAGCAAAUGAAACCAUUGUCGCCGAGAAUGUUCACCUUCAACACUAUUGAGCCGAAUCAGCAUGAUUUUGUUUCAGGCUUCAAUCCAACGCCUCUUCGGGAAUAUCAUAGACGGCAGCAUAUUUUAGCGAGUCCUCUCCUCAUCAAGAUCUUCAAUGCGUGCAAAAGCAACACAGCAAGUGACCCGGAUGCAGGCGCUGCCAAAGAGCAAAUAUUGGCAAUAAAUAUUCACAUUCGAGAGCUGAAUGCUCAAAACAAUCUUGAUUCAAAUUUUUGUACGAUUGCAGUCGAUGUGUUUCUAUAUGCAUGGUCCAAUCAGGAUCUAAACCAAUAUCUUCAUGACUUUUGCCGGAUCCAUUAUCUUCCUGUGGGAUGGGCAUGUCAGCCACCUGAAUUAUACAGUCGAUAUCAGCCUUAUACCUGUCGGUACUGGGAAGACUGUGAUUGGCACAUCCCAACACUUUUAUUCAACUUUGUCUGGCAACUCCGUAAAGCGGACGUCAAUUCAGACAUCAUAGACGACCAGGAAACCAUAGUAAUUGAGUAUGGCUUCGAGUUCAAUCGACGUGUCAGCAAAUUUCAUUCACUGCAUGGAAAUCAGACCUCAACAGUCGGCUAUAUACAAACAGACAAUAUUUUGCGCCUUCUCAACAAUUUGGGUAACUGUUACAGUUCCAAGGAUAAAUCAGGUUAUGAGACUAGUCGUACUAACCUGAGACGAGAAUGCCUUCUUCAUAAUUAUCCUCUCUGUUGGGUUCCAGAUACCUUUUCAUUGGAGCUGUCAAAAAAGAACCUGUGGUUUUCACGUGAAAUUGUGUAA